Molecule: messenger RNA, 2307 nt
Organism: Echinops telfairi (small Madagascar hedgehog)
Lineage: Eukaryota; Metazoa; Chordata; Mammalia; Afrosoricida; Tenrecidae
Gene: F11
Product: coagulation factor XI
Biological process (GO): proteolysis
Cellular component (GO): extracellular region
Molecular function (GO): protein binding; serine-type endopeptidase activity
Source: RefSeq, a predicted model, not a curated record
UAAGAAUUAGUACUGCCAAAGAAGCCAACACAGGGUUUUCAGGAUGUCUUUACUACGUCAAUUGAUGCAUUUCAUUUUAUUUGCUUCUGUGUCUGGCGAAUGUGUGACUCAACUGUUCAAAGACACCGGCUUUCAAGGCGGGGACAUCACUACUGUCUUUGCACCAAGCACCAAGCACUGCCAGCUACUCUGCACCCAGCACCCGCGGUGUUUGCUCUUCACUUUCAUGGCUGAGUCAUCAUCUGCAGACUCUACAAAAUGGUUCAGCUGUAUCCUGAAAGACAGUGCUACUGAAACAUUGCCAAAGGUGAAUAUGUCAGGAGCCACUUCUGGAUAUUCUUUCAAACAAUGCUCACAUCAAAUAAGUGUUUGCAACAAAGAUAUUUAUGUGGAUCUAGACAUGAAGGGCAUGAACUAUAAUGGCUCUAUUUCCCAAUCUGUUCACGAAUGUCAAGAGAGAUGCACAAAUGACAUUCACUGCCACUUCUUCACAUAUGCCACCAGGAGCUUUCCCAGUGUGCAGCAUCGCAACACUUGUCUGUUAAAGUACUCCCCAACGGGAACACCAACCAGCAUAAGGAAGAAUAACGGAGUGGUAUCUGGAUUUCCAUUGAAAUCCUGUGGGCUUUCCAAUCUGGCCUGUAUCAGGGACCUUUUCCCCAGAACGGGCUUUGCGGAUAGAAACAUUGACAGAGUCUUGGCUCCAGAUGUUUUCGUGUGCCGUCACAUUUGCACCCAUCAUCCCAAUUGCUUAUUUUUCACCUUCCUUUCCCAAGAAUGGCCAAAAGAAUCUGAAAGAAAUCUUUGUCUUCUGAAAUCAUCGCAAAGUGGACUACCAACUGCUCCCUAUCAGAAGGACAAUGCGUUUUCUGGUUUCAGUCUUCAAAACUGCCGGCACAGCGUCCCAGUGUUGUGCCAUUCUUCAUUUUACCAUGACACGGACUUCUUGGGAGAAGAGCUGGACAUUGUGGAUGUGGAAGGACAUGAAGCCUGUCAGAAAAUGUGCACCGAUACUGUCCGCUGCCAGUUUUUUACCUAUUCCUCACCUCAAGAACCUUGCAACAGAGGAAAGGGUCAGUGUUACUUAAAACUGUCUUUGAAUGGAUCCCCAACUAAAAUACUUCAUGGAAGAGGAGGCAUUUCUGGAUACACAUUAAGGUUAUGUAAAAUGGAUAAUGUGUGCGCGACCAAAAUCAACCCCAGAAUUGUGGGCGGAACCGCCUCUGUUUCCGGUGAGUGGCCGUGGCAGACAACUUUGCACAGCACAUACCCCACGCAGAGACACCUGUGUGGAGGCUCCAUCAUUGGGAACCAGUGGAUCUUAACAGCUGCUCAUUGUUUUGACAAGUUAGAUUCACCUAAAAUGUUGCGGGUCUAUAGUGGCAUUUUAAAUCAAACCGAAAUAAAGGAGGAUACACCUUUCUUUGGGGUUCAACAAAUAAUAUUUCAUGACAAAUACAAAACAGCAGAAAGUGGGUAUGAUAUUGCCUUGUUGAAACUUGAAACGACAAUGAAUUAUACUGAUGAUCAACGACCUAUAUGCCUACCUUCAAAGAGUGACAGAAAUGUGGUAUACACUGAUUGCUGGGUGACUGGAUGGGGUUACAGAAAAUUAAGAGACCAAAUACAGAAUACUCUCCAGAAAGUCAAAGUUCCCUUGGUAACAAAUGAAAAAUGCCAGAAAAGCUACCAACGGCACAAAAUAACCAAUAAGAUGCUCUGUGCUGGCUAUGAAGAAGGAGGGAGAGAUGCCUGUAAGGGAGAUUCUGGGGGUCCCCUGUCCUGUAAAUACAAGGAGGUCUGGUAUUUGGCGGGUAUCACAAGCUGGGAAGGGUGUGCUCAAAGGGGGCGGCCGGGCGUUUACACCAACGUGAUUGAGUAUGUAGACUGGAUCUUAGAGAAAACGAAAGCCAUGUGAGCAGCUCCCAGAGGCCUGGGCUGCAUGAAGACCGUGGCUUGAUUUCGCUCAACGAGGAGGAAGCGUGCCCGCGUUCUGUUUCACAGACAACAUCAUCAACAGGACAGUCCCAAAUCAGGAGGGACUUGACAUUUGUGAGGCACGUUAGAAUGAAAGAAAGCUGUCGUUUUCAAAAUUCCCAUUCUGUGUUAAUCGGAGUUUGUUUUCAGAAUCUAAACUCCCGCUUUUUUAUUAUACUUUGAAUGAGCCAAGUAAACAGCACAUAAUCAUAGGAGAUUAUGUAUUUGAAGUUAACAUAUAACCAGCUAUAUCAGAAAAUAAUCGAAUUGCGGUGGCAGAGGCAGACUUACUUUUUUAAUUCGCACAAUAAAAAGAUUUGUUAAAUAGAA